GCUGAACUGACCAUUGUUUAUUCUUGUUUACCUUUGCAAGUGGUUGAAUAUUGUGAACUUUUCUUGUCCCUAUUAAAGAGGUAUCAAUAAAAGACUAAUAGGUCAGCAAUGCCCAUACCUAGAGACUUGUAUAGAAAACGUCCACUUAAAUACAAUGAGGUUGCAAUGCUCUGCAUUUUUCAGAUAGAUUUGUACUGUUUUCAGCUUCACUGGUGCGUUAAGAGGUGAAAAGUUCACCGUGACGUCAAGUUCAGAGGUGUCAGCCAGGAUCCUUGGGAUAUGUGGUUAUUUGGGCGCAGUACAAAGAAGAAGUCACAGACUAAGAAGAUGCCCAAGAAGUAUACCUUCAGCCAUGUCAAUGAUGAGAGCCCUGAAGAAAUAGCAGUGAAACAGCUGAGAAGUUCAGUGAAAGAUAUACUCAAAUCCCAUCAAGACAAUGAUGAUUACCUCAGAAAAUGGCUUAAAGCUAGAAAUUAUGAUGUCAUGGAAGCUGAAAGAAUGUUUAGAAAUAGCAUGGCUUUCCGCAAAAAGAUUGGUGCUGACACAUUGCUACAGAAGUACACGCCUCCUGAG
Lingula anatina is the source of this 573-nucleotide messenger RNA. Its product is annotated as retinal-binding protein. NCBI's taxonomy places the organism in Eukaryota, Metazoa, Brachiopoda, Lingulata, Lingulida, Lingulidae. Gene Ontology annotation, cellular component: cytoplasm. The record is from RefSeq and is a predicted model, not a curated record.